Capronia coronata CBS 617.96 is the source of this 765-nucleotide messenger RNA. RefSeq lists its product as uncharacterized. Gene Ontology annotation, molecular function: acyltransferase activity, transferring groups other than amino-acyl groups. The transcript has a single exon. Bases 1 to 765 code for a protein of 254 amino acids. Lineage: Eukaryota; Fungi; Ascomycota; Eurotiomycetes; Chaetothyriales; Herpotrichiellaceae. The record is from RefSeq and is a predicted model, not a curated record.
AUGUCAUCCAGCCACACCCCCGGCAUCCACACAAUCACCUCGACAACGCCUUCUAUCCAGACAAUCCUGGACGGAAUCGUCCACAUCCACGCGUCCUGCAUCCUACAUGACGGCACCAUGGCCACCUUCCUCCCACCACUAGACCACGCGACCAUGUAUCGAUGGUGGGAGGAACGACUCAAAGAGGCCGACCAAGGCAGCAGACAUAUCAUUGUCUAUCUGUCCGAAGUCUCCAGUCGGACUGUAUUAGGACCAGCAUCAGAAUCAGAAGGAGGAGCAGCAGAAGUCAAGCCGCCCUUCGAGUCGGAAGGGCUUGGAUGGCCUAUCAUCAGAAACGAUACCAGUACCAGCAUCGGCACGAGCAAAUCCCCAGACAAAAAUUCCACUUCCACUUCUACUGCAGAAACAUCAACAUCUACUGCCAAGCUAGAACUCGAAGUCUCCGGCGUCGUCUCCUUGGCUACACCAUACUCCCAGACUGGCCCGUUUCGCGGCCUGGUCGAGAAAUUGUUCGUCUCGCCGCUUCACCGUCGCAAAGGCAUCGCUCGAGCCAUCAUGACCAAACUCGAGGAGAUCGCGUGCGACCAUGGUCGCUGGAGUCUCAUGCUGGACACCACGGUCGGGACGGAAGCCGAGCAUGUCUAUCCUAGACUCGGAUAUACCACGCUCGGAGUGGUGCCGGAGUAUGGGUAUUCGCCUAGGGAUGGAAGCUUGUUGGAUGAAGUUUGGUUUUGGAAGGAUUUGAGGAAGACGAGGUUGGGUUAA